AUGGACCUUCCGAUAUAUGAUGGAAAUAUACAUCCAAAUGAAUGGUUGAAACAAAUACAAACAUACUGUUUUCUAAAAAAAAUUACAAAAGAUGAAGAAAUCCUUAAAUUUGCAAUAAUGAUGAUUGAUUCUACAAUUAAUAUUCCUGAAAAGUUAACUUCUUUGGAUGAACUUAUUAACGCUUUAAAACAAGAUCACAUUCCCGAAGCGCAAGGUGGUGAAACUUCAAAAUUUAUUAAUACAUUUCGCAGACUUUGCUUUGAUGCUGAAAUUAAUAAUCUACGAGAACAAAAGAAAUAUCUUUAUGAAUCGCUUUCAAAUAAUGAUCACUAUCUUAAGUCUGAAUUGUAUAAGAAAAUGGAAAAUGUCAAUUCAAUAAGUGAAUUAAUGGAAGAAUUUAGGAACGUUUUUAUAGAUGAAUCAAAUUUAAUUAGACAUGGAUCUAUUAUAGCUUUAAAGCACGCUGUUACAGGAAAAUAUUUAAGUUCAAUUAAAGGUUUAAAUUAUACAACUGGAAGCAAAAAUCAAUUGAUAUUUGCAAAUAAUUUGCUUGAUUCGAAUGCUUUAUGGAAAAUCACAUUUAGCGGCAAUGAACUAACUUCAUACACCAAUACUACUAAUAUAUAUUUAAAACACAAAAAUUCCGGUUACUUUCUUGGAAUUUAUUAUCGUUUUAAAUCUCCAGUAACUCAGCACUCAGAAGUAAGUUGUAACCCAGUCGACAGUUACCAUAAUACUCAAUGGAAGUUUAAUAAUAGUAAAUUAGAAAAUGAUCAAGGAUAUUUGAAAUCAAAUGAUAUUAUUAAUCUUAGUAAUAAGAAUUAUAAUGGUCAACAAGUGGUUUUACGUAGUCAUGAUUUUCAAUUUACUAUUGGAAAUAAUACUUUUCAAGAAGUUGUCUGUCAUAACGAAAGAUUAGGUGGUAAUGAUGAGUGGUGUAUUGAACUUAUUGAAUGA
Messenger RNA from Funneliformis caledonium, 957 nucleotides. The record is from the annotation of a GenBank genome assembly. Lineage: Eukaryota; Fungi; Glomeromycota; Glomeromycetes; Glomerales; Glomeraceae.